AUGCCGAAGAAAGCUCCUUCGUUGAGGUCGUCUACAAGACCGAAACCUCAGCCUGCACCAGCGCCUGCGCCGAAAAGACCUCCUCUCAGAACACCAAGCGCAUCUUACUCCCGACCCCCGCCAAGUCACCCGUCACCAACGUUAAAGAAUGAGGGACCUUUGAAACCUCCACCGGGUGCGGGCGCUUCACAAAGAUCAAGAUCUUAUGAAGCUGAAAGUAGGCGACCACGAUAUCCUCCUUCAUCGAGCCCAAGACAAUCCUAUUAUGAGCGACCAAGGCGCCGGGACUCAGGCUUCAGAUCUGUGUCGCCUCAAGAGAGACCGCCUCCGCCUGCGCCUGUGCAACGAGCACUGCGGCGUCGUAUGACGAGGGAAUCUGACUGGAUGUCGGAGGAUGAGAGUAGGCCUACAUCACGAAGGCGAUCCCCUACCCCGGAACGUCGUCAAAAGCCUCGACCUCAUGGAUCGGAGACACCAGCAUGGCCGAACUCACCAAAGCCCGCGGUCGCACGUCCGCCUAUGAGGUCUUAUCCGACUGAUAGCUGGCGACCCGAUCCAAGAAGACGUCCAUCUUAUGAGCCGCCCCCGUCGCCAAGACGUCCUCCUGGGGCGGGGAAGAGAUCGCCCCCGUCAGCGUAUAGACCAGCGCCUCAUUUGGCUGCAGACAUGCUACGGGGAAGACCACGAUCAAGAGGAGAUUCACCACUCCGUAAUCAUGAAACGCAUGAGUCGCCUUCUUCUCGAAGACACUCUGUCAAAUCUCCAAAACAACAGGAGGCCAAACCCGCCGAGAAGCCCGCAGAGGGUGAGCCAAAGAAGAAGGGCUUUGACUUCAUGAAACACUUCCCCCAGGCUGUAGCCGCUUACGCUGGUAUUGAAGCGUUGGGUAAGCAUGCUGACACGGCCAAAGAAUGGACGGACUGGUUCAUGAAGCUCCAAAAGACUCCAAAGGAAAUUCAUGAACUAUCCGCAAAGGCGACCACAGCAAGAGACACAAUCACACAGAUCCAGAACACGCUGGAGGCGCGGCCAGAUAUCAUCGAGGGAGACGAUGCAAAGCCAAUGCGAAAGCAGAUUGAUGAGGCUAUCGGGAAUGCGACAGCUGCACUGGACGAAAUGACGAAGCUCCUGCAGGAGAUUAGCAGUGAUGGACUGGAGGGGACCAUGUUCGGCGGUCUUGAAGAGUUUUAUAACUCUUAUAAAUACAAGGAUGAGCGCGCUCUAAUGAAGCCAGCUCCGCCAGGCUUCGACAACCCAGUACCGCCGCCAGCUCCAGGACAGUCCUCUGAUUCUGCGAAUGCACAAAGAUCAAGCACAGCGCAACCUGGGUCCAAGUCAAGGGCCGGUUCAAUAGACUUGGAUCCUCCUCCCGUGGGACGAUAUCGGAAGUCAGUUGAUGAGGAUACGACGAGAUCGACGCCGUCUGAUGUGUUAACUGAGCCCACGAUUGAGACCGCGAAGAGUGCGGCACCGGAGGACAAGCCAACGGAGGCUGAGAAAGAUGCUGGCAAACCUGAGGCUCAACAGAUUUACGGUGAAGCUCCUCCAGAUUCUCCCAAGGGUGUGAAGCUCAAGGUUGAUGAUGACCUGGCCGAUCUUCCAACACCAUCACCCAAGGCCGAACCUGCACAACCAACAGAGGCGCCAUUGAGAAAAGAAGAGCCCACAGGCAUCAAGCCCGCACAAACCACCCCAGUUGAAGCUAAGCCUCCAAGACCACCAGCACCAGUAGAAGACCCCGAAGAAAUCCUCCUCGACGCAGCAUGGAACGGCGAUAUCCAAGCCUGCAACGCCGCCCUCCGCCACGCCUCCCCCUCAACCCGAGAUCAAAACGGCUUCACCCCCUUGCACCUCGCCGCCGAACGCGACCACCUCGCCAUAGCAAUGCUUCUCCUCGACUCCUCCGCAAACACCAACGCCCGCGCCAACGGCGGCCGCACACCACUCCACCUCGCAGCACGCUACUCAUCCGCCGCGUUUGUAGAACUCCUCGUCGACGAUGGUCACGCAGAUCCUAAUGCUCGUACAACUGAUGGAAGAACACCAUUACACUAUGCGGCGAGUGUUGCGGAGGAUGGCGAUGAUGAGAAGAGGGAGGUUAUUAGGGUAUUGAGGGAUUGGAAGGCGGAUCCGACGAUCAAGGAUAAUAAGGGGAGGACGGCGAGGGAUGUGGCGCAGAGGAGGGAUUUUUGGGAUGUUUCGGCGACGUUGAGAAGGGCGGAGAAGAGGUGGGAGGAGGAGCAUCAUCAGAAUUGGUUUCAGAGGCAUGGGCUUAAGCGAUGA
Fusarium redolens is the source of this 2283-nucleotide messenger RNA. RefSeq lists its product as uncharacterized. Bases 1 to 2283 code for a protein of 760 amino acids. The record is from RefSeq and is a predicted model, not a curated record. The transcript has 3 exons. Lineage: Eukaryota; Fungi; Ascomycota; Sordariomycetes; Hypocreales; Nectriaceae. Gene Ontology annotation, molecular function: protein binding.